AAAAUUCUGAACCGCGUCUCGCGCCUGUGCAGGGGCAUUUGGGGCCAUAGCGAAGGAAAAGACUGUGAUCCGGGUAAGGGACUCCUGGAUAGGGCUGGUACCAACUGUAACCCCCAUCAUCAUCAUCAUCUCUGGCAAAUGAAAAAAUAACCCCUCGUUUGCAUUCCACGUUUCACGACUCAUCGAUGGCUCUGUUACUAGAGAACGAAAACCAAGCCAAGUGAAAACUCGAGUCACUGAAGGGAGAAUAGUGAAGUGAUUGUGACUUCCCUCGGUUCAAUCACGGAAGUUGUUUUUUUUUUCAGUACUGAGUCCUCCGGUGCAAAUGUUACUGUGGAAUCGCGCGAGGUGGAUGGGAAUAUAAAAGUGCAUGUGCGACUGCAGGGUUAUCAUUAAAAACACGAGGUGUGAAACAACAGUGCGAGAAUUUAUCGGGGGAUUCACGGGACACGGGACGCCGUGACGUGCUUCCUCUCGGUUAUCAUUAUCACUCCUCCCCCAGUAGCUCGAUGAAAAUAUUAAAAUAAUAAACAGGAUAGGGGCCAUUGAUAAAACCACCCACCGAAGAAAUAGUGUGUGACAAGUGCGACACAGAUUUCCACUCUCCAGUGAUGACGGUGUGUGGCUCCAUGAAAUUCAAUUCAAGUGAUUGAAAAUAGCAAUAAAAAAACGCCGAGGUGAAUGUAAAAAAAGGAAAAAUUGCGCGUCAAGUAGUGUGUCAAGUGUGCGCCCUGUUGUCAGGCGUUGGUACUCUACUCAUCGAAGUGUUGGGGUUUUUUUCAAAAAAAUCCCUCGGUACAACUGGAGUGGGAUACGAGUGUCUGUGUGGGGUAGGUGGGGAGUAAAAAAGUCUAACCCAGGAGGAGGAUAAAAAAUCACGCUAAAAACAUUUGACGUCGGUUGAGAGCGAAGAGGUAAAAAAAAAAAAACGAAGAGAGGAGGGGAAAUGAAUCCCCGAGUGGACUCCCUCGUUUGAGGGUUGACAUUGUGCUUAACGUGUAUGUGUGGAUGCAUUGAACCGUAAACCAAAACGCAGGAGAGUAAAGCGGGUGAAAAAAAGAAACAGAUUAAGGCAACUCGUAUACAUUUGCCUGUACAAUUAACCGGCGGUUAAGAGCGGCGUGUACCAUCUAACGGCCCCUGACAACGAACCCCAGUGCAACAUCACAAUGCGGGAUCGUCUGUCGUGGUACAUGGUAUUUCUGAUCCUACCGACGAUAUUAUUAGCACGAUCACUUGACAAAGAUCGUCGUGUGCCCUACAACAUCCCCUCAGACUGGCGAGCACUAUGGUACAAUAAUCUCGAUGAACUACAGAGAGUCAAUGAGGCCAAUGAAAAUAAUACAGUCUCAAAUGUCACUGUACAACUCGGUGGUACAGCAUUCUUACAUUGUAAAUUAAGAAAUUUGGCUGAGCGCUCCAUCUCCGAUGCCGAGAUAUCCUGGAUACGUCGACGUGAUUGGCACGUAUUGACGAGCUCAUUGUUCACGUAUACGAAUGACGAGCGAUUCCAGGCGCUUCAUUCGGAGGGCUCGGACGGCUGGACGCUGCAAAUCAAAUACGUACAAGAACGAGACAAUGGAACAUACGAGUGUCAGGUAUCGAGAAGUACAGGGAUAAUAUCACACUUUGUGAAUCUGAAUGUCGUGAUACCAGAGGCGUUUAUACUAGGGAGUGAAGAACACCACGUCGACGUGGGCUCGAUAAUAAGCUUGGUGUGCAUAAUUGAAAAGAGUCCAACGCCGCCGCAAUAUGUAUUCUGGUAUCACAAUAACCGGAUGAUAAACUACGAUACUGCGCGCGCUACAGUCAAUUUACUGACUGAGCCAGGACCAACUCAGAGUCGACUCACAAUUCGCCAAGCGGUUGAAUCGGAUACGGGAAAUUACACGUGCAGUGCUUCAAAUACAAAGUCAGCUUCAAUCUACGUCUUUGUGACAGAAGGCGAUAAAAUGGCGGCAAUUCAACGCCGUAAAACGUCCAGCGGAGAGAGGACAUCGGGUAGUUUGAUACUGGCGCUCAUUGUCACUGGCGCUGUUUUAGUGCGAUAAGCAUUUUCAUUCGAAUAAAAACAGAAAAACCACACACAAUGUCCAUUACUGUCAUUUAUUCGUUUUUUUGAUCAUAAAUAACUUUACAGAUAAUUCCCAAAUAUCGAAUCCACGAUUCUGUCAUUUUUUUCAUUGAUUUAACGAACAUGAGAAAUGAUAACAACAAAAUUGUUCAGUCGUUUUUUGUAGGACUCUUGACAGAAAAUAAUUGAGUGCUCCGUGUUUAAUUGGUGAAUAUUUCGCGGAACGAAGGAACACGGAAAUUUAUGUAAAUAAAUAUUUCAAUACAAAUUGGACACCAUUGUCAUCGAUUUUUUCCAUGAGAAUUUCAGGAUGAAAACAUUUUCAGAUGUAGUUUUGGCUUUCGGUCCAUAUUUCAUUGCAGGAUGUUAAGACAUAUGGGGGUAACGAUUCACAAAGGAUUUGACGACUGUCACUGGGUCCUAGUUGUUGGCCUUUAGAGUGGGGGGGAUAAAAAAAAUUUCAGUGUUGUGAAUUUUUCAAUGCAAUAAGAUUUAUGGGUCGAGGGUGCGAGGAGUGGGCCACUGAGCGAAUAAGCCAGUCGACAGCAUUAAAAAUAUCCGAGGGUCGGGUUUUUAAUGAUUAAACAGAUUGGAAUACGCGGCUGUCGAUCAAUGUCGACAUCGUCAAUUAAUUUUUUAUCGCUACCCCACCUCCUUUUCACCGUUUCUAGUGAAUUAAACGAGUAUUAAAUUUGAUGGGAAACAUUAUUUACAAGGGCAAUGCUGCCCACUUGAUCAUUACUGAAUGUUUUAUGGAAUUAUUUACAUGACGAUUCGAGCAGUGAUUUUUUAUUAUUGUACAGUUUAAUUUUAUCUGUGGCGACCCUCAGUAAAUUUCAAAUGCCCAAGGAUAAAACGUGAAUUGCGAGGGGAAUGGCGCUCGGCACAUGAAAACAGAGAAAUUUAUUCACGUGGAACAAUGAUUAAUUAAUGAUAGUACUCGAGUUAAUAAUAAGAAUUUUAGCAAUUCAUAAUGCCGAGCAUACCGGGGGAAUUAUGGAUUUACUGCGGGAUUACCGGAAAUUAUCAGAGUGGCUUCCACUGAAUUUUUAAAAAUCUCCCGAAAAUUUUAAUGCUGACAAUGAGAGUUUAUUUAUCAUUUGACAGUUCGUUUUGGAACUUCAAGUAUCACAAAGUCAGAUCCGUCUCCAAGUGUAUAAUAAUUUUAAAUAUAAAAAAUUGGGGGGAAAAUUCCUAUUGAGAGAGAAGAAAAAACAAUUUAAUGUUAAGUACUUCAAGUGAGAUAUAAACGUGAUUAUUGAGUGAAAAAGAUGGGAGGAUUGGAUCAACUUUUAUCAGCUCGAUUGAGAGAGUAAUGGGGACUACGAAGAAAUGAACAAUACACUGACCCAGUAAAGAAUAGUUUUUUUUGCUUAAGAAACAUCCGCUUCCGUUCACAUCAUUCCAUUCUAUGUAUGUCUUAUAUACUAUGGGUAUUUCAGGGGUAAGAAAUUUUAUUAUAAGAAAAAUGGAUGAGAAAUGAGAAAUGAGAAAUGGAGGGAUGACAAAUGGGCCAGCGAGAAAUGAGAAAAUGCAAUUAAUAUUUGAAGUUGUAAAUUUUAACGAAUUCUUAUCGUUUUAAGAUGUUUUUUUACAUAAUUAUUGUUAAUGAUUAUUAUUUAGAGCGUCAGGGUUUGGAAGAUAUUAAAAAGACACGGUAUAUGAUUAAGAAAGUGAGGGACAAAAUUUAAAUGCGAAAAAUAUGGGACUCAACGAUUGUUGUAUAGAAACAGAAUAAAAGUGGAGUUAUCUUGUUAUGUUUUAAUCUUGAUAAUUGAAUUUACUGAAAGUACAAGAGAGGAUGCAAAUCGUCUAUCAUCGAGGCAAUAUAAAUUAUUUAUCACAGAGAGAACUGAUUUCAACAAAUUGUACAUAAAUCAUACAGAGAAAAAAUUUAAUGAAAAAUUCCUAAACAACUGAUGCAUUGCGCAAUAAAAGCUUUAUUCGGAGUUGGGAGAAGUUGAUUCGAUACUGAAUUUGACUGACGAAGUUUCAAUAUCGAAGGAUCACGGAGGAUCAUGAGUUUUUUCGUAAAAAUGUAAAAAGAAAAACAAAGAACGCUUAGGGGUGCAUUUGGAAAUUGCUAUGGGCACGAAUUUCGUCUUCAAUACACAGAAUAAAUCCAUUUCAUCUUCCAGUUUUAAUUUCCAGAUACUGCUGAGUGGCUCUUUGUACUUAGACAAAUAUUUGAUUUCCAAUUUUUCAUCGAAAAUUACUCCGAUAAAUUUUUUUGGAAAAAAAUGAAAAGCAUCACAAAUUAUGGAAGAAAAAAUUGCAAUUAUUGAAUUUAAAGACAAUUGCAGAGUGUACAGGCGUUUGGGUUUAUCGUUCUCUCGUGAUAUACUCGGCCGCCUGUGCACAAUUAUAUGUAGAAUAUACAUAGAAUCUGUUAAUAAUAAGAGAAAAGAAAAAUGAUGAGUAAUUGGCACCUGUCGAGAAAUAAUGUCCAGUGGCAUAACUUGGUUAUUCUAGUGAGAAAAUAAAUGAAGGUAAUUGAGCAAAUGUCCUGAGACGUUCUUUUAAAGACUGGGUGGAAAAUAUAUGGUAUAAUUAUGGUGGAAUUUCAGAUUAAUUCUCAAAGAAAUAAACAUCCUUACAAAACUUAAAAGAAAAGAAAAGCGAAAAAAAACAUUUCUCAGUAUAUGUCUGCAAUCAUGUAUGAUAGAAAAAAAAACCAUUCAAUUCAAUAAAAAUGUACGAAAUCGAGAUAAAAAUCAUCAAUUCACCUCACCCAUUCACUCCUCCCAUUAGCAGUAAAAUUAAAAAAGCCAUUAGUUCAUAUUCUACCAUUGGUCUUUAUUACAAUACAGCAGUAGAUUCGAAUGAUUUACAUAACAUAUAUUUAUAUAUAUUCUCUCUAUCAAUAAUAUAAAGAGACCUAGUUAAAAAAAAAAGAAUAACAUAAUGAUAUAAUAGGAUGAAGAAUAAUCUUAAACACUAUACAGAUUUUAUCUUAGAACGUCAUAGUGGAAUUAUUUUUUUCAUACAAACUGGUAUCAAUAAUGCAAAAGAGGAGAUUACGUUCUUGACAAUUGUUUAAUCCUCAUAAUGAAAUGGUACUUUCGUUAUCAAAGCACUUUACAGCUAGUUGUACCAGCAAAAUUGUUUUUAUCAACUAUAUUCUUCUCCUUCGUUCGUUAGAAAUUCUAUUUUGUAAAAAAGUCGCUUUGCACCUACAAAUCCCUUCAUCAUUUCGGCAUUAUUCUAAUCAUAGAUGAUGAUUGCCAGUAACAGAAAAAUAUAUUUUACAUAUUGUAUUGAAUAAACGCACCUCUC
This is a messenger RNA of Diachasma alloeum, 5350 nucleotides long. It is a transcript of the gene dpr12, whose product is annotated as zwei Ig domain protein zig-8. The record is from RefSeq and is a predicted model, not a curated record. The coding region runs from base 1170 to 2051 and encodes 293 amino acids. Gene Ontology annotation, cellular component: neuron projection membrane. The transcript is spliced from 7 exons. NCBI's taxonomy places the organism in Eukaryota, Metazoa, Arthropoda, Insecta, Hymenoptera, Braconidae. Gene Ontology annotation, biological process: synapse organization.